UACCCCCCUCCCCUGUGUGAGUGCUGGAGACAGGGGCCGGCUCUGUGUGGGGACAGCCCAGCCCCCCUGAUGCUUUGUUGCAGUGACGAUGGUGUGAGCUGCCGCUGCCUCCUUCUCCCGGGCACAGGAUGGGUCUGACAUGGAGGGAGCCUGAGCCGGGAAUGCAGCCCCGGGGGAGUCCCCGCAGCUGGAGGCGACUGAUACAGUGUAACCCAGAGCACAAUCCCUCCUUUAAUGCCCUCUACCUCUGUAUCUUCAUCAUCAUCCUUCCUCUAGUGUCCACAUCUUGUAUUACCAUCACUAUCGCUCCUCUAAAGCACGAGUCCUCUGUACUUUAUCACCACCACCAUCACCUUCACUCCUUUCCCCUGCUGGACAUUCUCAGGUCCCCAAGUCAACAUCUGAAGAUGGUGUUUGCUCAUGAAAUGGAUGCGCAGAGGCCUCGUCUCAUCCUACCCACAGUUCUGUACCCGCUGCCAAAUAAUAGUUUAACCACCUGCCCAAUGACAGACGGAGAAACGUUAAUCCCCGGACUUUUUAAAGAUGGCGCUGCAGGAAGGCGGAACAGCACUGUACCAGUUCAGCUCCUGUUUCCAGGGGAGAUAGCGGCAGCUGGCUUAGUCUUUGGGGUUAUAUGGAUUCUGUCAGUCUUUGGCAAUGCUUUGGUGUGUCUCGUCAUCCACCGAAGCCGGCGGACGCAAUCAACGACAAAUUACUUUGUAGUGUCUCUAGCAUGUGCGGACUUGCUACUCAGCCUUGGGAGUGCCCCCUUUACACUGUUACAGAUCACCUCUGGCCGCUGGGCACUGGGUAGUGCCAUGUGUAAAUUGGCACGUUUUUUACACUACUUGACACCUGGAGUACAAAUUUACGUCCUUUUGUCCAUCUGUCUUGACCGUUUCUACACCAUCCUGUACCCGCUGAGCUUCAAGGUUUCCAGGGAAAAAGCCAAAAGGAUGAUAGUGGCCUCAUGGCUUUUCGAUGCAGCUUUUGUCUCUCCAGCCUUCUUCUUUUAUGACGGUGUGGAUGGACACUGUAACUUUUUCCCUCCCCCAUCCUGGGAUGGGGCUGUAUAUGGAGUGGCCCACCUUCUAGUGGGCUUCCUUGUGCCCUCAGCUCUCAUCAUCCUCUUUUACCAAAAGGUGGUGAAAUAUAUUUGGCGUAUUGGCACGAACAGGCUCAGUGUCAGACGCACCAUGAACAUUGUGCCUAGGACCAAAGUCAAAACCAUUAAAAUGUUCCUAAUGCUCAAUACCAUCUUCUUGGUGUCUUGGCUGCCAUUCUAUGUUGCCCAGUUGUGGCAUCCGGAUGAAAGAGACGAGCGGCACUGCUGCCUGGCCUAUCUGGCAGUAUCCUGGCUCUCUUUUGGUUCCUCAGCCGCCAAGCCUACCCUGUACUCGGUAUACAAUGCCAACUUCCGACGUGGCAUGAAGGAGACCUUCUGUAUGUCCUCUAUGAAGUGUUACAGGAGUAACGCUUAUACCAUCACUACUAGCUCCCGCAUGGCAAAGAGGAACUAUGUUGGUAUUUGUGAAAUGCCCAUUCCGGGCAAGGCCGCCGUUACGGAUUCAGUAUAUGAUUCAUUUGACCGUGAGGCCAAGGAGAAAAAACUGGCUUGGCCCAUUGACUCCAAUCCUCCCAAUACUUUUGUGUGAUUGUCAGAAGUAAAGAGACACAAUAUUGACCCUUAAUCUACCUAACACCAAUACAUUGCAGACAGCCUGUGGGCAUAAAGUGGCAUCAAGACAACUUGUGCCAAUACAAUCUGUAGAAGUCCACGAUGAGAUUCACUAACUCAACAAAACUUGACUGGAUUAUGUUUUGUACAAAAAAAAGAGAAUUUAAGCAAUAUUUAUUUUGACACAACUGGGAAGGUGAAACACAGUUGAGGUUCUGUAAAUAAAAUGUGGGGAAAGAGA
Pseudophryne corroboree (corroboree frog) is the source of this 1919-nucleotide messenger RNA. It is a transcript of the gene GPR19, whose product is annotated as G protein-coupled receptor 19. Gene Ontology annotation, biological process: G protein-coupled receptor signaling pathway. Gene Ontology annotation, molecular function: G protein-coupled receptor activity. The record is from RefSeq and is a predicted model, not a curated record. NCBI's taxonomy places the organism in Eukaryota, Metazoa, Chordata, Amphibia, Anura, Myobatrachidae. The transcript has 2 exons. Bases 129 to 1655 code for a protein of 508 amino acids. Gene Ontology annotation, cellular component: plasma membrane.